AUGCAAAAACUGUCGGAAGAUAUGGACCUACGCACACCUCCUCCUUUGUGCGCCUGCGAGAGCUGUCUCGACGGUCGAAUGACUAAGGGAGCACAUAAAGGACACAUCAAUCCAAGACGGUAUCCCGACGAGCUUAUUCAUAUGGAUACUGUUAGACCCCUUCGCAAAAGUUCUAAGUUCGAUGCGAAAUGGUGGCCGGAACUGCUCCGCAUUGCCGUCUAUCUUUACCUUCGUCGCCCUUAUAGCUCUAUUAGCAUGACUCCUUUUGAGGCUACGAACUUGUGCAAACCGUUCGUUUCGCACUUACGCAUCAUCGGCUCUAAAGCCUGGUUUCUCGAAGGCAAAAUUGAAAAGACAAAACCGUAUACUAAACGGGUCUCCCACGGAAGGCUGAUUGGAUACGAAGGUGAUCACAUUUAUCGUAUUUUAACGACCGACGGUCUUAUCAAAAAGGCACAUAGCGCGCAUAUAAUUAAGCAGCUUCCAGCUUCUGCCACUGUCGAACAAACAGAUUCUAUAAAAGGAUCACUUACCCUUCCGCACCCUGACUCCGCUUCCCACCCUUCUGAUUCCUACCCUUCAACGCCUUUAAAGCGCAAGACCGAAGGAUCACCUAAAACAAGGCCAAAAUACCCACGCCUCUCGCCUACCGCUAAGAACGACGACUAUUCGGCUCGAGGGCCUACCGCCCAAGAUCUCCGACCCCCACCUCCUCAAGAGAACCCUCGUGUCCUCGAUACUCCUGAUCGCCCUCUUUAUCCUUCGACUCCUCCUCCUUUCUCUUCGUCCUCCGAGAGUACGUUCGAUUCUACUCCUCGAACUCCUUCUCCUUCGCCAACUCUUUCUGAACUUCAUCCUAAGCUCUACCGGGACCCUGACUCACCUGACCCAAUCGCUCUUAUAGCACUCUUAGCAAAGCAGACCUUAGAACCGAGGAAGAAACUCAAGGUCAAGCACGCCGAAGAUAAAAACAGUUCUCAUAUUCAAGCCCUACUCGGUCUUAUAGCAAAAAUCACCCUCUCCGAGGCCAACUCCCCUGAACCCUUCGAACCGAAGACUUACAAACAAGCUAUGGCCGAUGAGAUCGAUCAGAUGGACGUUAAGACCGCGUUCUUAUAUAGGAAGGUUGCCGAAUCCGUCUACGUAAAGCAACCUACCGGGCUCGAGGACGGGACUAAAAGGGUUUGCAAACUAAACCGCGCACUCUACGGACUUAAACAAGCCCCUCGCGUCUGGUAUAAUACCUUGUCCGAGUUCCUUAUCGAAAUAGGAUUUAAACCCCUCGGCACCGACGCAAGCGUUUUCCAUAAAGAAAGAGUCAUUAUCGCCAUUUACGUCGAUGACCUACUUAUCUCCGGCCGUGAUCGCGCCGAAGUCAAUAGACUUAAGGCUGCCUUGUCUAAACGUUUUCAGAUGACUGAUCUCGGACCAAUAGCCUAUUACUUGGGCAUGACAGUCACUCGAGAUCGCGCCAAUCGAACGCUUAGUCUCGGACAACGGGCUUAUGUCGAGAAGAUCAUUCAAGACUUCGGGAUAGAAGAUUGCAAUACUUACGGUACACCGAUAGAGGUUUCCUCUAAAGUCUUAGUCCCACCUCCACCAAAGUAUCAAGCCCCUCCCGAGCUUCGUCACGAAUACCAGCGACUCAUCGGUUCGCUCAUGUACGCUAUGCUAGGUUCUAGGCCCGACAUUGCCUUCUCAGUCUCUAUGGUUAAUCGUUUUGCUUCAAAUCCAACCAUAGAACACAUGAAAGCAGCGAAACGCAUCGUUCGCUACUUAAAAGAAACCACUCGCUACGAACUCGUUUACCGAAGAGACUUAAGCGACUUGACCGGCUUCUCCGACGCGGAUUGGAGUAGUUGUCAAUCAACACGCAAAUCUACAAGAGGCUUUGUUUUUAACGUCGGAAGCGGAGCAAUCAGCUGGUCUUCGAAACGGCAACCUACCGUUGCCUUAUCCUCGUGCGAAUCCGAACUGAUGGCCGAGACGGAAGCCGCUAAAGAAGCAAUUUGGCUCCAGCGCUUCUUGGUCGAAAUACUUUCGCAAGAAAAAACGGUUCCAGUCUUGAUCCAUUGCGAUAACCAAGGAGCGAUCGCACUAGCUAAGAACACUCAAUUUCACUAUCGAACCAAGCAUAUCCACCUUCGUCAUAUGUUUAUCCAAGAAGCCGUCGCUACUGCAGAUCAAGUCGCCGACGGUCUAACUAAGCCAUUAGCCAAGCGACAGUUUGAAGAAUUCAAAGAAGCGAUUGGAAUGCUGAAAGUUUAA
Messenger RNA from Drepanopeziza brunnea f. sp. 'multigermtubi' MB_m1, 2268 nucleotides. Lineage: Eukaryota; Fungi; Ascomycota; Leotiomycetes; Helotiales; Drepanopezizaceae. The record is from RefSeq and is a predicted model, not a curated record.